ACCUGAGUGUGGCCUCAUCGUGACAGUAGGGGAGGCUGAGAGAAAUGAUUAAAUUAAAGACGGUUCUUAAGGAGUCCAUUUAGAAUGUGCUGACACAGAAAGAACGUGCAAAGCAACUUGCAGGGCAACGUAUAAACCAAUUUGCAAAAUCAGGAUGAAACAAUAGCUUGCUGAUUAAAGAAGCGAUACGGGUAACGGGAAGACAUGCUUAACGGUUGAACAAUAACGGUGUUAAUGCGCUGAGGCUGAUAAGUGGGCCAAAGGGUAAUCACAUUUGUAAUUUUGUAAUGAGAUUAAGGAAGAAUGUCUGCACCUCACAUGGGUGCAACUCACAAAGUCGUAAACAAGUAGGAUAUAAAAAAACUGUGCAAAGUGUAAUUCGGCACUCAAUCUAGCAGGAGCUGGUUGGGUCCGACUCUGCAGACUCGAAAAAUAAAGUUUACCGUUCUGCAAAUUGCUGAGACUCAGUGUGUUUCUGACAACGUGGGGGCUCGUCCGGGAUCCACACUCCGGCCGCGGUGGACACGAGGAAGGACAUCGGAGACGGUGCACCCCGCCGAGUUUGGCGGUCCCUGACUCCUUGCUCGUCGCUCCGACGCGGCUUGAGCGAGUGAUAUCCGGACAGCGCAGAGCGGUAAACGGGGAGAAGGGGACAGUACCUGGUACUGGAAGUCCCCAGGACGCACCGGAAUUGCGCAGGAAGGGGUUACUCGCACAAACCCCACCUCUGGACUUCGCACUCCACCGAACUCAGCCCGGUGACUGGGUCCUGAUUAAGACUUGGAAGCCAGAGAAGUUACAGCCGCAGUGGGAAGGCCCAUUCCAGGUGCUACUGACCACCGAAGCCGCAGUAAGGACAAAAGAAAAAGGGUGGACCCACGCCGCGAGAAUCAAGGGACCCGUAAAGCCCGAAGAAGGUGCAGAAUGGACUUGCGUCCAGGGAGAAGACCCGAUGGUGCUAAAGCUCAAAAGACGGACAGAAUGAACUUUGGGACUGUAAUGUAUAUACUGCUAUUGUUGAGAAGCGCUGAAGGGGGAUGUGAUAAGUGCAGGACGACGGUAAGGGUGGGCAUGACGGUUUUUCCAGGGUCCUUUGUAUCACACUCGCAUGUAAAUGAGAAAUGUUAUGACUACAACAAAAAGGAGGAAUGCCUGGAAAACAGAAGGCGAUAUUAUCAAGUAAGAAAUAAGGGAUAUGUGUGGGAUUGGGGGCCAAGGAUUAGGGGUAUAUGGGAGUGUUACCACUUGUCCUCCCAAGGAUAAAUGGCUAUGCAUUAACAAGGGAGGACAGGGGGAUAUUCCCUCGAUAUUGGUAGACGAUUAUGUGGAUAAAGUUAAGGAAACUAUAAUCCAGAAUGAGAAAAAGAAAAUAGCUGAGGAAACUCAACACAGACAAAAAGCUGCAGUCUCCACAGACCCAUCGAUAUACCAAGAAAUAGAAAGGGAGAUUACGCUACCAGACGUAAAAGAAAACCUCUUUAUAGAUCUGGCAACUCGGGUAGCAGGCAGUCUAAAUAUUAGCAACUGUUGGGUCUGUGGAGGGCCACACAUGAGUGAACAAUGGCCUUGGCGGGGUGAAAGCCUAAAUACAUGGGAAUUAAUUCAGCGGAACUGGACGGUGGUUAAGGAUAGAAGGAAGCAGGGGUGGGAACUAACGAAUCUCCCCGAAGGACAAAUAUGUGUUGCGCGGGACGGGGAAAUAAAAGUAGGAAAAAGCCCCUGUCAGAGCAUUAAGUAUAAAGAGCAGAGCGGAAACAUUACCUGGUGGCCAGAGGAACCGAAAUGGUAUAUUACCAUAGAACCAAAAGGAAACUGUACGCCCCUCGGGAAUACCCCCGAAGUAUGGAAUUGUACUGGAACGGACCCAUACCACGGAAUUCCCGGGGUGAGCGAGGUUUGGGACAAAGGACAGGGUGUUGCCCCAGAGGGAUUGUUUUGGAUUUGCGGAGGUAGGGCAUACACACGCCUGUUGCCCAACUGGGGGGGAGUGUGUUUCCUGGGAAUUAUCCGGCCUGAAUUCUUCCUGUUGCCCGAGGAGGAUGACAAAGCAUUGGGGGUAAAGGUAUUUGAUUCCCUACGAAGAAGUAGGCGAGAGUUGCAGGUUGGAGACUGGGGAGAUAGCUGGCCACCCGCCCGGAUUAUUGAGUAUUAUGGACCAGCGACCUGGGCUCAGGAUGGGUCUUGGUGAUAUAGGACGCCCAUAUACAUGCUAAACCGAAUAAUCAGACUACAGGCGGUGGUAGAAGUAAUUACAAAUCAGACUGCAUUGGCCCUGGAACUACUAGCUAAGCAACAAAAUCAGAUGCGCACUGCUAUUUAUCAGAACCGCUUGGCAUUAGAUUAUUUGCUUGCGGCUGAAGGAGGAGUAUGUGGAAAGUUUAAUCUAACCAACUGCUGCUUAAAGAUAGAUGACAACGGAAAGGUGGUUCAAAAAAAUAUCAGAUAAAAUAAGGAAACUGGCCCACGUGCCGGUACAGACCUGGAAGCCGCUGGGGUAUUGGGACUGGCUGGACGGAUGGUUGAAAGGAGGCUGGUGGCGAACCGCUUUAGGGGUUAUAGGAGGGGGAUUGAUGGUCCUCCUUCUGCUACCAUGUCUGAUCCCCUGCUUGCGGGAGCUAGUAGCUCGGGUGGCAAGACAAGUCAUGCAACCAGGGGCCCCAGCUGAUCCUGUUCAGGUACUCCUACAAAGGGAAAUAGAGCUAGAGGAAGAAGCCUAUGUAAACCCGUGGCAAAAGCCCAACUGAUAGCACAUUCUAAAAAGAAAAAGGGUGGAUUGAGAGAAAUGAUUCUUAAGGAGUCCAUUUAGAAUGUGCUGACACAGAAAGAACGUGCAAAGCAACUUGCAGGGCAACGUAUAAACCAAUUUGCAAAAUCAGGAUGAAACAAUAGCUUGCUGAUUAAAGAAGUGAUACGGGUAACGGGAAGACAUGCUUAACGGUUGAACAAUAACGGUGUUAAUGCGCUGAGGCUGAUAAGUGGGCCAAAGGGUAAUCACAUUUGUAAUUUUGUAAUGAGAUUAAGGAAGAAUGUCUGCACCUCACAUGGGUGCAACUCACAAAGUCGUAAACAAGUAGGGUAUAAAAAAACUGUGCAAAGUGUAAUUCGGCACUCAAUCUAGCAGGAGCUGGUUGGGUCCGACUCUGCAGACUCGAAAAAUAAAGUUUACCGUUCUGCAAAUUGCUGAGACUCAGUGUGUUU
Hypanus sabinus (Atlantic stingray) is the source of this 3198-nucleotide messenger RNA. Its product is annotated as endogenous retrovirus group 3 member 1 Env polyprotein-like. The transcript has 2 exons. Bases 1196 to 2188 code for a protein of 330 amino acids. NCBI's taxonomy places the organism in Eukaryota, Metazoa, Chordata, Chondrichthyes, Myliobatiformes, Dasyatidae. The record is from RefSeq and is a predicted model, not a curated record.